Molecule: messenger RNA, 1671 nt
Organism: Amblyraja radiata (thorny skate)
Lineage: Eukaryota; Metazoa; Chordata; Chondrichthyes; Rajiformes; Rajidae
Exons: 8
Coding region: 1-1671 (556 amino acids)
Source: RefSeq, a predicted model, not a curated record
AUGUCGCCGCUCCAGUGCAGAAAUGUUAACAUAAACACGUGCGAAGUAAGAUCCGGAAACCAGGCUGUGGGAGGAUUGGCGAUACAGUCCAGCACGGCCCAGGAAAACGUUGCUGGACGAGCCAUUGACGGCGAUAACCAGGAGGACGCGAGGCUGGGUUCCUGUACGGAAACCAAAAAGUCACCAAACCCCUGGUGGAGGGUCGAUUUAAAGGAAACGUUCGUCGUGUCGUCAAUCAGAAUCGCCAACAGGGGAGACUGUUGCUCGGAACAGCUUCAAGGGGCCGAGGUCCGCAUCGGGAAUUCAUUGGAAAACAACGGGAAUUCUAACAAACUGUGUGGGAUCGUACAAGUAGCUUCAAAAACAGCGACGUUUACCUUCUAUUGCAAAGGUUUCAUCGGUCGAUAUGUGAACGUCUUCAUCCCGGGUCCUGAUAAAAUUCUGGCGCUGUGCGAGGUUGAGGUGUUUGGCUUCUACAUGCCCACUGGAACGGUAACGACUGGAGAAAACGUGGUGUUCGGAGCACCAGCUAUCCAGUCCAGCACGGCACAAAAGGCAGACGCUGGGCGAGCCACUGACGGGAACAGCCAAAGCCACUGGACUCAUAGCUCCUGCACACUCACCAACAGAACCAAGGACCCUUGGUGGAGAGUAGAUUUAAAUGAUAUCUACGCAAUAUCGAUGGUAUCUAUCACGAACAGAAAAGACUGCUGCUCGGAUCGGCUCAUCGGUGCCGAGAUCCGCAUUGGAAACUCGCUUGAGGACAACGGCAAUUCCAACAGAGUCUGUGGAAUCAUCAAAUCAGUUUCGGCAACGACACAAGUCUUCAGCUGUGGCGGUUUCACUGGUCAAUAUGUGAACGUCAUCAUCUUAGGACCUGCUAAAACCCUGACCCUGUGCGAGGUUCAGGUCUUUGGCUCAAAAGUCCCGUCACUGCCAGAUGCAGGAAACGCGGCGCCCAGAGCAGAGGUCACCCAGUCGAGCACCUUCGAGUCGGCAGGUGCUGAGCGAGCCAUUGACGGCAACAAAAACAGCAGCUUCAUGCGUGAUUCUUGCACACACACUACCAAAUCAACAGACCCCUGGUGGAGAGCCGAUCUAAAGCUACCCUACAACGUGUCAGUUGUCAGAAUCACAAAUAGAAGAGAUUGCUGCUCGGAAUUGCUUACGGGAGCCGAGAUCCGAAUCGGGGACUCGCUGGAGAACGAUGGCAAUGCUAACAGACUUUGUGGAAUGAUUCAUUCGGCUUCUGGGACGACAUUUACCUUUAAUUGCGGUGGACUUGUCGGUCGAUAUGUAAACAUCGUCAUCCCUGGCCGUGGCAAAACAUUGACCCUGUGCGAGGUUGAGAUCUUUGGUUCAACACUCCCGAUCAUACUUCGAAAAGAACCCGUAGCGUCCGGAGUACCGACGAUCCAAUCCAGCACGGAUGAGGGGGCAGAUGCUGAGCGAGCCAAUGACGGGAACAGGGACAGCAACUUCUGGCAUGGUUCAUGCGCGCGCACCACGAAAUCCAAUAACCCUUGGUGGAGAGUCGAUCAAAUAGAAAGAUACAACGUGUCACAAGUAAGAAUCACCAACAGAGCAGACUGCUGCUCGGACCAGCUCCAAGGAGCCGAGAUCCGCAUCGGGGACUCGCUGGAGAACAAUGGCAAUUCCAACAGACUGUAA